Molecule: messenger RNA, 3848 nt
Organism: Esox lucius (northern pike)
Lineage: Eukaryota; Metazoa; Chordata; Actinopteri; Esociformes; Esocidae
Product: homeobox protein Dlx4a
Exons: 3
Coding region: 237-995 (252 amino acids)
Biological process (GO): cell differentiation; negative regulation of transcription by RNA polymerase II; embryo development
Molecular function (GO): DNA-binding transcription factor activity, RNA polymerase II-specific; RNA polymerase II cis-regulatory region sequence-specific DNA binding
Source: RefSeq, a predicted model, not a curated record
UCAAAGAAACCGUACAGGUUUUCAUCUGCUCUGUUCUAGAGACUUUCAAAUUAAGGGACUACGCCAUUUAGGAUUUGGAGAGCGACGGAAGAAAUCAGGAAAUACCCUCUUUGCGAUCGCAUGUGUUCUUUUGUAUUGCUUUUUUCGGUUGCCUACUCAGUGGAUAUGCAUCGUUCCCAUCUGUAGCACUCUAUGGUGCCCUUGACUGCGCAUCGAGUUUAUGGGCCCCCUGUUCAAUGAUGACUAUGAGUUCAAUGUCGGACAGUCUGGUUGCCUCUGAUCCAUCCAAAUCAGCGUUUCUGGAAUUCGGGCAAGGCUAUCCAGGCCACCAGCAACACUCCCCCGCUUUGUCCCAUAACCACUACCCUGUGCACGGCUUGCAUCCCGUCGGACACUCGCAACACGAUAGCCCAUUUUCUUCUAGCGCGUCAUCCUAUGGCCGCCCGCUAGGCUACCCUUACCACGCUCACCACCCGAGUGCCUACUUGCCAUACCAGCACAGUAGCCACAACAACGGUCUGGGACACACGAGAAUAGAGGAAACAGAACUUGAGAAGCCAACCACGGUGAUCGAGAAUGGAGAAAUUCGACUGAAUGGGAAAGGGAAAAAGAUCAGAAAACCUCGGACGAUCUAUUCAAGUUUACAACUGCAGGCGCUCAACCAGAGAUUCCAGCAAACCCAAUACCUCGCACUACCUGAGCGUGCCGAUUUGGCUGCAAAGUUGGGACUAACUCAAACGCAGGUUAAGAUAUGGUUCCAGAACAAACGCUCCAAGUACAAGAAGAUCAUGAAGCAUGGCCCGGGCGGACCAGAGGGAGAGCACUUGCACCCUGGUUCGUCUGGGUCCCCGUGUUCCCCGGGGAUGGCGCCACUUUGGGACGUUUCCAUGACAAAUAAGGGAACGUCUGUGCACUCUGGUGGAUACAUGAACAAUUUCGGACACUGGUACCCAAGUCACCACCAGGAAUCUAUGCCGAGAACUCAAAUGAUGUGACGGGAUGUGGGACAAUGGAAUGAAAUUCUGUUCACGCUCUCCUCAACUGACUUUACUCAAUCUCAACAUCUCAGUUCGUGUACCUCCUAUUCUGUUUGUAUAGGAACCGCGUAGCCUAUAGGCCUACACUUUUAACAAAUAGCUCCAAAUUGCUUUUUAACAUGGAGGUUAUAGCAGCUGUCACAUUAGAGACUUUUCUCCUGAAAUUACGUUUGAAGGUCUUUUGUUUGGAUAUCAUCCCAGGUUUGGCUUUACAAUUUCUUGGACAUGAAGAAAUGGCCGCACGGAUAUUGCGCCUAUAUUAUAACCUACAGUAUGUGGAUCUGGAUUUUGUAUGCAGUUCAGGUUUAAAUAAAUGCUUAGUGGUAUACUGUGCACUGCUUUUCCUCUUUUAACGAAAUAAGCAAUAUGUUCGCAACUUCGAUCAACAAAAAUACAAAAUUAAUUUGUUAAUCUAAAUAAAAAAAUAAAAAAUAACUUUCGAAAAAAAUUCAAACACCUGUUUUCUUAAAAAGUAAAAUCCCAGGAACUAGGCUAUAUACAUGGGAUCAUGCAUGGAAAACAUGUGGAUGACGUUUUACUGCAAUCAAUAGAUACACUGGCGUGGCGUGGUGAUGCCGGGCUGGGGUGCAAGCUGUCCUUUCACGCACCAACGCCAAACCCCAAAAAUAUUUAACAUAGAGGCCAAGCACGGGCCUCCCAUACCGCGGGGCCUGGUGCAGCCGAAACCCGGAUAGCUACGCCAGUGAAUAGAUGGAAUUACUUUUUUGUUUAAAAUCAGUGGCAACAGCGUUCCGGUUGCUUUCUUAGGCAAAAGAGCAAACAUUAUUGGAACAAGCAUUAUUAACACACACAUUUUGAUGAAAAUGGUAAAAUAAAUGUGCGAUUGGGCAGUUCCUGCACUUAUUUUAGCCCAGGUUAAGCGCAGUUUAAAAUAGUAUAUGAUUUAAAUAUGUUUUUCUAAUACAUAGAUUAAUUUAAAUUAAUUAAUUUAUAUCAAAAAAUUCCAAGGGCACCAAAACAGAAUAAAACAACGAUCUAUAAUUACUCACCCUAAAACAUCUGGAGAAGCAAUAAAGGCAACCAUGGUCAAUGAUUUUAUAAAAUGGGCACGUCAAUUAUAGGUAAUUUGGGAUAUAACUUGUUAAAUAAAGCUUUCACUCCAACACUAUAAUUACCAGCAAUUUGCAGGCAACAAAAUAUAAAAACUGAAAGUCCAUAGGAACUAAUAGGAAAAGGACAAGCAGCAUCACCGGCUUUCGCAGGUCAACGAGGCAAAUGAAUCGUGAUUAACCCAAAUUACUUGCAGGUGUAAUUGUAUACGUAGUCCGAAACAAUUAACUGAAAACGAGAGGUAAAGGACUUGAUAGCUCUCGAGACCAUACCCACGGUAAAUGUAUAGUAUAGGCAUGACAGAAUAUUGAACAAGAACUCUGGGGUGAAUAUUUUUUAUAUAGGUUUUAGAUUAGAUUAGAUUCAACUUUAUUGUCAUUGAACAGUACGAGCAUGGCUACAGUACAACGAAAUAUAUAGGUCCCUCCAUUGUCAACGUGCAGUUGGAUUCUUUUCCACGAAUAUUCUACAGACGGUUAAAUAUGGCCAAAAAAAAAAAUAUAUACACAAAUGUACCUUACUACAUACUUUGUUCUCGGAAUGAAGUUGGUUAAAAUAUGUCAAGGUGCUGCAAAUUCUUAUAGAGCACCUUCUUUUACACCUUCAUUGGCAGUCUUCACCCUCACUGUGUGUGCAAGAGGCACAGGACCAUAGGCCAAACCUUUAACAACUCAAAUAAAAUAUAUAAUCGCAUACCUUGUGGUCAGCAUAAAACGUGCGAAUAUGUCCUUAGCCCAAAGGCUGGUUUUAUUUAAGAAACUUGAGGCUAUAUCCGGGUAAACUGUUAGGCCGGUUUUCAUUCGGCCUCAUUUUAGCCUACACUAGUUAGCCGUGUGCAGGAAACUAACAUAUUCAGUCCAGCAUACGAUAUUAUCAGCAUUAUAAAUGAAAACCAAACAUGGACGUCAAUGUUCUUCGUUUUUUAUACUUUUCGUGGCAACCCAAUCAUUACUGUGGAAGCACAACCGUGCUAAUUACAAAGCGGUCAUUAAAUACUGGUAUAUAUAACGUGUGCAACAUACAGGUGCGUAUGCAGGGCGAAAGAGCAGUCGAAUUAAUAUAAAAUGGAUAUUAUGGAUAACCCUUAAACUUUGAUUGGGAAAGGGUACUAAACAGUUAUACUAUACACCACAAGCUACAGUCAAGGUGGUUCGGGUUUUGUGUAAGAAGACCAAACACAUCAUAUAGCAAGGUAUCAUAAUAGACAUGCAAAUGACAUUCAACCAGUUGAUUUAAUCAAAUCAUAUUGUUAGUGCAAUGCAUCUUAGUCUACCAUUCUUAACACCAAGUGGCAGAAGAGUGUCACAGUGAAAAGUAACAAUCCAAUAGGCCAAUGACAAGCCAACAGCUGUCUCUCAUGCCUCUUCCAUCCCAUCUUUGUUUUUUUUUUUUGUGUUAUAUGUUCCUCUAUAUGAAAAUGAGAGUGGCGAGUGAUGUUUGUGGCAGAAGGGAAACCAUAUCCCUCUCUGUCUUUGAGAGGCAGCAGGACAGCUGUGUACUGGGUUGUGGUCCUCCUCAGCUGUGGUUCUCAGUUCUCAGCCAGCCACCUCCAGAUAACCCCACAAUGACAGACCCAGAAGUGUCAUCCACAUGUAAUGUGGUUUGUUGUCCCAUUAGUUUGCUUGUGGGAAAAAAAAUACAGGAAAUAUGGUUUCUUGUUUGACUUAACUUGUCUAGCUGGUAUAUCACGUGAGUGACUGCAAGCUUUGCCCAUACUUGUUCCUCAAACCACCAUAAAUA